AUGCUUAUUAUUUGUAGCGUUUUUUAUUGGGCUAUAAUGGAUAUUUUAACAAUAGAGACUUAAGUUGUUGAUAAACAAAAUAUUAUAUCUGAAAAACCUAUUGUUUAGACUAUUGUUGUGAAUAAUAACGUUAAAGCUUAAAUAGUUCCUAUUUAAAAUACUAAAUAUGAAAUGCUUACUGGUAUAUUAAAAAGAGAAGAUUUAUAAACUUUUCUUAAUCAAAAUUCUAAUUGGUUUGAUUCUUUCAAAGAAAAAAUCAAUAUAUUCGCCUAAUCUGUUAGAACAAUUACCGAUGUUUAUAGAAAAGAAUUACUUUCUGUAAGAAAAGAAGCUAUGAUGGAAAAAGCUAGUUUAAUGUAAACUGUAAUUCCUUAAAAAUAUAGAAAUGGAAAGAAUUAAUAAAAAAUAUAAUGA
Messenger RNA from Ichthyophthirius multifiliis, 414 nucleotides. RefSeq lists its product as hypothetical. The transcript has a single exon. The record is from RefSeq and is a predicted model, not a curated record. Lineage: Eukaryota; Ciliophora; Oligohymenophorea; Hymenostomatida.